This is a messenger RNA of Talaromyces stipitatus ATCC 10500, 3228 nucleotides long. RefSeq names its product JmjC domain protein, putative. NCBI's taxonomy places the organism in Eukaryota, Fungi, Ascomycota, Eurotiomycetes, Eurotiales, Trichocomaceae. Gene Ontology annotation, molecular function: GTP binding; GTPase activity. Bases 1 to 3228 code for a protein of 1075 amino acids. The transcript has 2 exons. The record is from RefSeq and is a predicted model, not a curated record. Gene Ontology annotation, cellular component: mitochondrion.
AUGUCAAAAUCUACAAACAUCAUGCUCCCAUUCCUCUAUCCGUUCCUGAACGCUACCAACUGCUCAAAACGAACGACGAUCAAGGCAGCAGAUAAUCUCCUACGAACUCGCCGCCGAUGGCAGUCCACAUCCGGCCACAAUUUAUCGAUCGAACAAACUCCUGACGAAAAAACGGGGCCCGACCUUUCACACCUUAACCCUCCACCGUCAGACUACUCGCGAUUCAUCUUUCAGGAUAAAUGCACCGCGAAAUUGGUCGCUGGCUCCGGGGGAAACGGAUGUGUUGCUUUUCUUCGAGAAAAGUACAUUGAAGAGGGACCUCCAAAUGGUGGCGACGGAGGCAGUGGUGGAAGUAUAUACAUCCAAGCUAUCGACGGCUUAACGAGUUUGCACAAACUUGCGCGACAAGGGACCAUCCGAGCCGGAAGGGGUAAAAACGGACAGGGAAAGAGUAGAGGCGGGAAGCGAGGUCAUGACGUUCUGAUACAAGUACCGGUGGGGACCGUUGUCCGCGAAAUAUCCAGAUAUGAUCCCGUCGAAGAGGCAGAACAUAGAUACAAGAGUUUGAAGGGUUCGAUGCCCAAGGAAGAGCAGGCAAUGGGAAUGUAUGCAGCGCAACGCGACCGAUUCGUACUGUAUCCCGGCUCGCUUCCUUCCGACUUCCUGACGACGACUUUUCCGACGCUCGGUCCACCGCGACGGUCCAACCUUGCUGCGUUGGAGCCUCCAGCCCCGAUCCAUUUGGACUUGUCACGACAUAUGGAUCAGCCCAAGCUUCUAGCUGCAGGCGCGGUUGGUGGAUUCGGCAAUCCUCACUUUGUGGCACGCAAUAUGGGACGACCUAAAUUCGCAACGAAAGGCGAAGGAGGCAUGACUUUACACUUGGAAUUCGAGCUCAAAUUGUUGGCCGACGUCGGUUUAGUGGGGUUCCCCAAUGCAGGGAAAAGCACCCUACUUCGUUCUCUGACAAACAGUCGCACGAGAAUUGGGAAUUGGGAGUUCACUACGUUGUCUCCAAAUAUUGGCACCGUGGUUUUGGACGAUUUCAAGGGAAGGCCACGCGUAGAGUCGUCGAACAAGAAGAGUCCUCGCACAAACUUCACAAUAGCUGAUAUUCCUGGUUUGGUCGAGGAUGCGCAUUUGGAUCGAGGCCUUGGAUUGGGAUUCCUACGACAUAUUGAGCGCGCAGGCAUUCUUGGUUUCGUUGUUGAUCUCAGCUCCGCCGAUCCUGUUAAAACUUUACAGAAGCUCUGGCAUGAGCUGGGCGAAUACGAUAAAUUGCGCAAUGCAGAAAUCGAGUCAGAGCCUGUGAACAAGCAAUGGAUGGCUUCGAGUCCCCGAGACCCUCUACCACCGCUGGUUUUGCCGCCUAUUUACCGAAAGCCGUGGUUUGUUGUCGCUACCAAAGCUGAUUUACCUGACACUCGGAAGAACUUCGCUGCUCUCCAGGAUUAUCUGUCACAGAUUCAGGAAGGGUUUGUUAAGCACCCUAGCGGACACAAAGAUGCGUUUCGAGAGCGCCUUGUAGUGGUUCCGGUGAGUGCCAUCAAGGCCGAGGGGAUCAUCGACACCCGUGCACAAAACAGUCUGAAAUUCAUACCAAUGGAAGCUCUCAUCACCAAUAUAUUGUCUGCCAUUGACAACCCCCAGCUGCAAGAUCCUAUUCUGGAAUGUUUUCAGCACGAUAAAGAGAAACUUCUAUCUCUUCUUCGAGAUGACCCACAAGGUGCUCUGAACAUGGCAAACGCGAAAUUACAUGUCUUUCCAUUCAAGGAUGUGAAAUGGUGCUGGCGUCGUCUUUACACGGAUGCUUGUCUUGUGCUAGCAGUGCGGCUAAUCAAGGCGAAUAUCCAUUCUGACCAUGGGAGUGACUACCAUAAUGAUGACUCUUCUUGGCUUGCGGAUGUGGUGCGACCCCUAGACAUGGCGAUCAUAAUGACUGGUGCGCCCUGGCGAGAGGAGAUGAUUGAAUCACUGUUUUCUGCCUUGAAGGACUGGUUACGAGCAAAUAGAAAACAGUUUGAACAAUCAUCCAUAUCUUUUGAAUGCGGCGACGACGAACGCAGUGCAAAACGACAAAAAAUGAAUGUCCCCUUGUUUCCACCAGGAUCAGCUCCACUGCCUGAAAUAAAAAAGCCAAUUCCUCGAGUGUCAGCACCUUCUUUCUUCGCGAUGGAAAACCACAUACAAAAUGUGCGUACACCACUUGUUAUCACUGAUGCAAUUAAUAACUGGCCUGCAUUGAAUGAAAGGCCUUGGUCAUCCAAGGACUACUGGUUUGAGCACCUCCUAGAAGGGAGACGACUUGUCCCAGUUGAAAUUGGUCGUUCCUACACUGAUGAAGGGUGGGGACAGAAAAUCAUGCCGUUUUCAGAGUUCGUAGAUAUCCACCUCUGGCGGCUUAAGGAUGGUUCGAAGACAGCAACGAGCGAUGCAAAGCAGCAGAAUGAAGUUCAGACUGGAUAUAUGGCACAGCAUGAUCUUUUGGCACAGAUUCCUGCUCUACGAAAGGAUAUCGGUGUCCCGGAUUUCUGCUAUAUUGAUCCUCCGGGUCCUGAACCGGGAACGCCUGUAUAUCUGAAAAAGAUGCGGGAAAAGGAGGAAGCGAUGAAUAAGGAGAAAGACGAGAAUUCAAUCGACCAGGGCUCAGCGGGAAAUGCUACUACAACGGCAGACGGGAUGGGAUUGAAGGACAUUUCGUCCAAACGGAACCAUGCCGGCUAUCAGUCAGAUAGCGAAGCACAGAUGGGCAUCGCCUCCGAUCCGAUUAUAAAUACCUGGAUUGGUCCUUCAUGGACGAUAUCCCCAUUGCAUCACGAUCCCUACCAUAACAUCCUUGUUCAAGUUGUUGGUGCUAAAUACAUUCGGCUAUACUCGCCUCAUACCCCAGCAUCACAGAUAUACCCCCGAGGAAUGGAGUUGGUCAAUGACAGCGACGAGAAUAUCACGCCUGGUAAUCAAGACCAGACUGGCACAGGCUUAACUUCACAGAACACAGAAAAAGGCCAGCUGAUUGACAUGUCAAAUACAUCCCAGGUUGAUCUGGCAGCUAUUGAACUGUCACCUGCUGAAUUCGAGCUUUGGGAGUCUAAGUGGCCUGGAUUUGCUGAUGCAGAUUAUGUCGAGACAGUUUUGAAGGAGGGUGAAUGUCUCUAUAUUCCUGUUGGCUGGUGGCACUAUGUACGGGGGCUUAGAGCAGGUAUCAGCGUGAGUUUUUGGUGGGGUUAG